AAAUAUCUCCCGGUGAUCAUGGCUAUAGCUGAAGAUCUUCUUGUGCAGAUUCUGCUAUUGCUGCCGGUUGUUUCUCUACUGCGAUUCAAGUGCGUCUCUAAAUCCUGGUACGCUCUCAUUACUCACCAAAACUUCAUAGAAAAGCACCUCCUCCACAACCUCUCCACCUCCAACAACCGCGCCCGUUUUCUCGCUCACCGGCGCGAUAAAACCACCGGUGAUUAUGUUAUCUCCAGACUUUCUUAUGAACCACUCCAAGUGCUUCCUCCAACACAACAACCUCUACCGCUUCCGUAUUCCGGUGUCGACAAGAAGGUAGAGGUUUUUGUCGUUGGUUCUUGCAAUGGUCUUGUUUGUCUCUACGAUAACUAUGACUUGAAUGUUGUUGUAUGGAACCCUGCAACCAAAGAAACAAAGGUUGUCCCCAAAUCAACGGUGCCCCGCUCCCCUGCUGCCUUUCAGGCCAGCGUCAAUGGUAUUGGGUUUGGUUUUGAUGCCAAAACUAAUGACUACAAGAUAAUCAAGCUUCUUUGUCUCUAUGACCCCGACCCAAAUUUGUCGUAUUAUCAAACACAAUUCAUAGACCACAAUGAGGUUUAUAGCUUGAGCAACAAUUCAUGGAGAAAGGUGGAUAGCCCCCUCUGUCACAUUUUUGAUGGGUUUAAAGGUAUGAAGGCAUACACAAAUGGGAUUGCUUCUUGGUGGGGAUUAUGUGGGUUUGAAAGCAUUUUGUCGUUUGACAUGAGCAAGGAGGCAUUCCUAAUAACACCGUUGCCAGAUGAAAGAAUGAUAGGGGGUAGAGAUGAAAAUUGGAGAGAGUUUUUUGUGUUGAAUGAAAAGGUUGCUCUCGCUGUUACAAUCGAAGAUGAAGAGCAGUCGGAGACUCGGUUUGAUGUGUGGUUAUUGAAUGAAUAUGGUGUGAAGGAGUCUUGGAGUAAGCUUUUCACUCUAGGACCUCUUACGGGAAUUAGAAAACCAUUGGGAUUUUGGAAGAAUGAAACAGCGUUGUUCUUGGAAAGUAGUGAUGGACAGCUGGUCGUGUACGACACAUCUACCAAAGAAAUAUCUAAUCUUCCAAUUGAUGGAGAACCAUACUCGUUGCAGGUGAUUACUUACGUAGAAACCAUUGUUUCUGUCAAGGGAGGAAAUGAAUUUGAGGUUGAAGAACAGGGCGGUUCAUGAAAAUGGUUGAAGGGUCCAUCUCUAUAUAUGU
Messenger RNA from Corylus avellana, 1213 nucleotides. RefSeq names its product F-box/kelch-repeat protein At3g06240-like. Gene Ontology annotation, molecular function: protein binding. The record is from RefSeq and is a predicted model, not a curated record. NCBI's taxonomy places the organism in Eukaryota, Viridiplantae, Streptophyta, Magnoliopsida, Fagales, Betulaceae.